Messenger RNA from Recurvomyces mirabilis, 1581 nucleotides. RefSeq lists its product as uncharacterized. The record is from RefSeq and is a predicted model, not a curated record. NCBI's taxonomy places the organism in Eukaryota, Fungi, Ascomycota, Dothideomycetes, Mycosphaerellales, Teratosphaeriaceae. Bases 1 to 1581 code for a protein of 526 amino acids. The transcript is spliced from 5 exons. Gene Ontology annotation, molecular function: zinc ion binding; DNA-binding transcription factor activity, RNA polymerase II-specific. Gene Ontology annotation, biological process: regulation of transcription by RNA polymerase II.
AUGGCAGGGACCGGCGCAGGACCUUCGAGGAGAAGCCAUACCAAAAGUCGGAAAGGCUGCAAGACCUGCAAGCGAAGACACAUUAGAUGCGACGAGACAUAUCCACAAUGCCGCAACUGCACAAAGCACCAGGUCAGAUGCGAUUAUAUGGAAGGUGUUGGAUCGGACACGGAGAGCCAGCAGAGCCCUGAGCAGUCCUCCCUGACUCUUACACCUGGAACCGAGUCGCGCGUCAAUCUGUGGCAGCAGACUGGCAACUUUCCGUACCCGGAGCUCCAGGUCUUUCCAGCGCCUCUGGCACACGAACUCUCAAAGACAGAGCUCACACUGAUACAUCACUUGUCCACCAUCUCUAACGACUUGCUCCUGAAAGGGACAACUCACCUGACAACCUGGACGCAAAAGAUGCCAAAGUUCCUGAGCAUAGCGUCAUCAUAUCCAUACGUGAUGCACGCACUCCUCUCGUUCUCUGCAAACCAUCUGGCAUGGGUAAAUUCGUCCACGGAAACACGAAACCUACAUCUACAUCACGGUAGCAUCGCACUGCGAGGCUUACAUGACGCGAUCGGCAACUUUUCGCCGGCGAAUGCCGAUGCGAUCCUGGCCGCGUCGCUGCUACUACUAUGGCAGGCCACAGACUGGCGUAGCUGGUCGUCCUUGCGUGCGGGAAUACAGUCGGUUCUUUCUGCAAUGCAAACGUGGCAGCACGAAUCCAUCUUCACCGAGUUUGUUGCAAGCGAGGACGUCCUUGCAAUCGCUUUCCGCGUCCACCAGAGGAGACCAUCGGUCAACCCGAGCGAUAGAGUAAUCAUUCUACAGAACACUGCAUUCGCACUACAAAGACUGCAGGCAACCCUAGUUGGAAACGACAUUGAACUUCACUACACGGGUCAGCUUCUCAUCUACAUCCAACAGUUGCAAAACACCGAACCUGCUCAAUCACCCGACGACCAAUUCAACUAUCUCUAUCAACUGAGGAAGUGGCUCUUCUGGAUACCUGUGGCUUUACUGCAGCGCCAAAGUGGACAAGGCCCAGGACUCUUGACUCUGGCACACUUUUAUGCGGCAGCGCUGUCUCUCGAGCCACUAUUUCCAGAUCUUGGCUCAUCAUUCUGCGCGGCCACAGCACUGCCACCUCUCGAAGCUAUCAUUAGUGUCACGAACGCCAUGCAGUCCGAACACGGCGCGAGUACGUCAGCAAGAGAGAUAGCGUCGUCAAUGCAAUAUCCAACACAGACGGCAAUGGAAUACAGAGCGCGUGUGGUGCACUUACCAAGCACGCCAAUACAGUCGGCACAAGCGGCCAUGGGCUUGACUCCCGAAAUGGUGAACUACAAUAGCAUGGGAAAUCUGAGUCCAGCAUUUGCGCCCAUCGUACCGCAUUUCCUGCCCAGUCAGCCGUCGUCAGCAUCCGCGACACCUUUCCUGGAGGUCCCCACAGAUCAGUCGUUCACAUUCGGCACGCAGAAUUGGGGCGCAGUGCCAUCGCCUCGAUUCCCACCUCAGUACGGCUAUGGCAGUCCGGAAGAGCAGACAUACGGGUUCACCGGGUUCGUACAGCCGACUGCGGUUUGGACAUAA